CAACAAAGUGCAGACAUGACGUCUGCAGAUGCUGAGUUGGCUGUCUUUGGGGAGGCAGCUCCUUACCUCCGAAAAUCAGAAAAGGAGAGAAUCGAGGCCCAGAACAAGCCUUUUGAUGCCAAGACAUCCGUCUUUGUGGUUCAUCCUAAAGAAUCCUUUGUGAAAGGGAAAAUUGAGAGCAGGGAAUCAGGGAAAGUCACUGUCAAGACUGAAGGGGGAGAGACCCUGACUGUGAAGGAAGAUCAAAUCUUCUCCAUGAACCCUCCCAAGUACGACAAAAUCGAGGACAUGGGCAAGAAGCGCCAGGAGGCCCCUCCACACAUCUUCUCCAUCUCUGACAACGCCUAUCAGUUCAUGCUGACUGAUCGGGAGAACCAGUCGAUCCUGAUCACCGGAGAAUCCGGGGCCGGGAAGACUGUGAACACAAAGCGUGUCAUCCAGUACUUUGCAACAAUUGCAGCCAGUGGAGAGAAGAAAAAGGAGGACCAGUCAUCAGGCAAAAUGCAGGGAACGCUUGAGGAUCAAAUCAUCAGCGCCAACCCACUGCUGGAGGCCUUUGGAAACGCCAAGACCGUGAGGAACGACAACUCCUCACGCUUUAUCUUCUAUCAGAUCAUGUCCAACAAGAAGCCAGAGCUAAUUGACAUGCUCCUCAUCACCACCAACCCUUAUGAUUUCCACUAUGUGAGUCAAGGGGAGGUCACUGUCCCCAGCAUUGACGACCAGGAGGAGCUGAUGGCAACAGAUAGUGCCAUUGACAUCCUGGGCUUUACUCCUGAUGAGAAAACAGCCAUCUACAAGCUGACAGGGGCAGUCAUGCACUACGGGAACCUGAAGUUCAAGCAGAAACAACGAGAGGAGCAGGCAGAGCCUGAUGGCACAGAAGUGGCUGACAAGGCUGCCUACUUGAUGGGUCUUAACUCAGCUGAAUUUCUCAAGGCCUUGUGUUAUCCCCGAGUCAAGGUUGGGAAUGAGUAUGUGACCAAAGGUCAAAAUGUGACACAGGUGAACAAUUCAGUGGGUGCCCUGGCAAAGGCUGUGUUUGAGAAGAUGUUCCUGUGGAUGGUUGUUCGCAUCAACCAACAGCUGGACACGAAGCAGCCCAGGCAGUACUUCAUUGGUGUGCUGGACAUUGCUGGCUUUGAGAUCUUUGAUUUCAACAGCUUUGAGCAGCUGUGCAUCAACUUCACCAAUGAGAAACUGCAACAGUUCUUCAAUCACCACAUGUUCGUGCUGGAGCAGGAGGAGUACAAGAAGGAGGGAAUUGAGUGGGAGUUCAUUGACUUUGGGAUGGACCUGGCUGCCUGCAUUGAGCUCAUUGAGAAGCCCAUGGGCAUCUUCUCCAUCCUGGAAGAGGAGUGCAUGUUCCCCAAGGCAACUGACACCUCUUUCAAGAACAAGCUCUAUGACCAGCACCUGGGCAAGUCCAACAACUUCCAGAAACCCAAACCUGCCAAAGGCAAGGUUGAGGCCCACUUCUCCCUGGUGCACUACGCUGGCACAGUGGACUACAACAUCACUGGGUGGCUGGAGAAGAACAAGGACCCUCUGAAUGAAACUGUCAUUGGGUUGUACCAGAAAUCAUCUGUGAAGACCCUGGCCUUACUCUUUGCCAACUAUGGUGGAGCAGAUGCAGAGGCCAGUGGUGGUGGUGGCAAGAAAGGAGGCAAGAAGAAGGGUUCUUCUUUCCAGACUGUCUCAGCUCUUUUCAGGGAGAAUUUAAACAAGCUGAUGGCCAACCUGAGGAGCACCCACCCUCACUUUGUACGGUGCAUCAUCCCAAAUGAAACAAAAACCCCUGGUGCCAUGGAGCACGAGCUGGUGCUGCACCAGCUGCGCUGUAACGGCGUGCUGGAAGGGAUCAGGAUUUGCAGGAAAGGAUUCCCCAGCAGAGUCCUCUAUGCUGACUUCAAACAGAGAUACAGAGUACUUAAUGCCAGUGCUAUUCCAGAGGGUCAGUUCAUGGAUAGCAAGAAAGCUUCAGAGAAGCUGCUUGGGUCCAUUGAUGUUGACCACACCCAGUACAGAUUUGGUCACACCAAGGUGUUCUUCAAAGCUGGGCUGAUAGGUGUGCUGGAGGAGAUGAGAGAUGAGAAACUAGCAGAGAUUAUGACCAUGAUACAAGCCAGGUGCAGAGGUUUCUUGAUGAGAGUGGAGUAUAAGAAAAUGGUAGAAAGGAGAGAGUCCAUCUUCUGCAUCCAGUACAACGUUCGUGCAUUCAUGAACGUCAAACACUGGCCCUGGAUGAAGCUGUUCUUCAAGAUCAAGCCCUUGCUGAAGAGUGCAGAGUCUGAGAAGGAGAUGGCCAACAUGAAACAAGAGUUUGAGAAAACCAAGGAAGAGCUUGCGAAGUCUGAGGCAAAGCGGAAGGAACUGGAGGAGAAAAUGGUGGCCCUGCUGCAGGAGAAAAAUGACCUGCAGCUCCAAGUGCAGGCUGAAGCAGAUAGCCUGGCUGAUGCAGAGGAAAGGUGUGACCAGCUCAUCAAAACCAAAAUCCAGCUGGAAGCCAAAAUUAAGGAGGUGACUGAAAGGGCUGAGGAUGAGGAGGAAAUCAAUGCUGAGCUGACAGCCAAGAAAAGAAAACUGGAGGAUGAAUGUUCAGAGCUGAAGAAAGAUAUUGAUGACCUUGAGCUGACACUGGCCAAGGUGGAGAAGGAAAAACACGCCACGGAAAACAAGGUGAAAAACCUCACCGAGGAGAUGGCAGCCCUGGACGAGACCAUCGCCAAGCUGACAAAAGAGAAGAAAGCCCUCCAAGAGGCCCAUCAGCAGACCCUGGAUGACCUGCAGGUAGAAGAGGACAAAGUCAAUACCCUGACCAAGGCCAAGACCAAGCUGGAGCAGCAAGUGGACGAUCUGGAAGGGUCCCUGGAGCAAGAGAAGAAACUGCUGUCAAGAGGCAUCUCAAGACAGGUCUUGGAGUUACCCACCCCCAUGUCCCCACAGGCCAAGAACGCCCUGGCCCACGCCCUGCAGUCCGCUCGCCACGACUGUGACUUGCUGCGGGAACAAUAUGAGGAGGAGCAGGAAGCCAAGGGGGAGCUGCAGCGUGCCCUGUCCAAGGCCAACAGCGAAGUGGCCCAGUGGAGAACCAAAUACGAGACGGACGCGAUUCAGCGCACGGAGGAGCUCGAGGAGGCCAAGAAGAAGCUGGCCCAGCGCCUGCAGGAUGCAGAGGAACACGUGGAAGCUGUCAAUGCCAAAUGUGCCUCCCUGGAAAAGACAAAGCAGAGGCUGCAGAAUGAAGUGGAGGACCUGAUGAUUGAGGAGCUCUCCAAUGUCAACCUCUCCAAGUUCCGCAAGAUCCAGCACGAGCUGGAGGAAGCCGAGGAACGGGCUGACAUUGCAGAGUCCCAGGUCAACAAGCUCCGAGUGAAGAGCCGGGAGUUUCAUGGGAAGAAGAUAGAAGAGGAAGAGUGA
Messenger RNA from Empidonax traillii (willow flycatcher), 3420 nucleotides. RefSeq names its product myosin heavy chain, skeletal muscle, adult-like. The transcript has 25 exons. Gene Ontology annotation, cellular component: myosin complex. The record is from RefSeq and is a predicted model, not a curated record. The coding region runs from base 16 to 3420 and encodes 1134 amino acids. NCBI's taxonomy places the organism in Eukaryota, Metazoa, Chordata, Aves, Passeriformes, Tyrannidae. Gene Ontology annotation, molecular function: cytoskeletal motor activity; ATP binding; actin filament binding.